Molecule: messenger RNA, 2839 nt
Organism: Schizosaccharomyces japonicus yFS275
Lineage: Eukaryota; Fungi; Ascomycota; Schizosaccharomycetes; Schizosaccharomycetales; Schizosaccharomycetaceae
Product: S-malonyltransferase Mct1
Exons: 1
Coding region: 348-1367 (339 amino acids)
Molecular function (GO): [acyl-carrier-protein] S-malonyltransferase activity; transferase activity
Source: RefSeq, a predicted model, not a curated record
GUCCCGGAAUUUGCGCACUUGGGCGCGGCGGCUACUUAUUAUUAGAGAGCACACACACUUAAUAUAUAAUUUUUUGGUGCGACGGAAACAACGAUGAUCAGCAGAUCUGCGGGUCACUGAGCAGAUCGCUCGAUGAUCGGCCGGUGGUUAGUAGAUCCGUUGAUCAACUGUUCUUCUUCGUCCCUUUUCUAUUGAAUACGAGUGUUCUGUGGUUGAGGGCGUCUGAUGUUCUUGACAUGCUACCUUUGAGUAUUUCAGUUUGUUACUAAAUAAAAGUCUUUCACCGUAUUCGUUUUUUGCCUGUCUUGUUUUCUCUACGGUCGCUUCGUCGCCUAGAUCGCUUCAUCAUGCCUCUCAUUCUCUUUCCUGGCCAGGGAAUUCCUUGGACAAGUUCAGUGCGACCAUUUUUGCACCUCCCUGCGGUGCAGAACACGUUAAAGCAUGCAGAACAGGUGCUCUCUAUAUCCAUUCUGAAUGUUAUCACCGAUGACGGCUGCUCUAGGACGGCCUCGCAGCUUCCCACAAGCAUCGUACAACCAAGCGUGCUGGCGUGCUCUGUAGCACUGUACAGGGCACACGUACUGUCGUUACGGGAAUUGCCUGAAAAGCAUUCACUCUUUCUUGGCCAUUCAUUAGGUGAAUAUGCGGCUCUUGUGGCCAGUAAAGCCCUGAGCUUUGAGGAUGCUCUUCGUGUCGUUGAUGUGCGUGGACGUGCAAUGCACGAAUGUGCCAAACGGUAUGCAGAUACUGGCAUGCUGUGCUUGACAUUGCUUUCUCGAAACCAAAAAGCAAUUGGAGCCUUUCAUGCUACACUACAGCAAAUCCUGGAGACCCAGAAUGCAUCGGUCAGCAUUCCGGAAGCCCGAGUUGUCGUGGCUAAUCUUAACUCUCCGUUACAGAUUGUGUUCUCGGGCAGAAAAACGGCUUUGCAGGCAUUCUCCGGUAAGGCAAUUGAGACUAUACAAAGCACUAGAACUGGCUCCAUCUGGAGGGGAUCUCGGGUCCGGAGCACGAUGCUCGACGUCGAAGGUGCGUUUCAUUCUCCUUUUAUGGAGCCAACAGAAGAACCAUUAUAUCGGGCCCUACAAACCGUUCAAUGGAACCUUUCUCAAACAGACAAGGACUCCCACAAACUACGAGUCUUGUGCAACGUGACGGGCGACUUCCAUGAGGCCAACCCAAACAUUCUUUCUCAGCGGCUCGUCCAACAUUGCACACAGCCCGUCCAAUUUCAGCGCUGCUUUGACACUGCUCGUUCAGUCUUAGGGCCCGAUGCGACCGCUUUUGACAAUGGCCCUGCAACCGUAGCUUCCUCCCUUGCGCGUCAGAACGGCUGGACCUUGGAAUCCGAACGGAAUGAGAGUUGAUUGCACUAUACACGUCAACGUAGAGACAUCCUAACCUCGCCCACUAUGACUACUAUUACUACUACUGUACAUACGCACAACGUCCCCCCUCUCCUCCACCCAAUUUACUCUUAAAGGCAUCCAUUGAACUGCACCAGACUACUUGAGCUUCUUCUUAGGGCGCAAUUGGUUGGUGUGACCACACUUCUUCUUGCGGCAGUUGGUAGCACGGGGAGGAAGACGAGCAUAGCACUUACGGCAAAUCAUCUUCUCACAGUUGUACUUGGAAGCCAAAGCCUUCAAAGAGGGCUCAAUGAUACCACCACGGAGACGGAGAACCAAGUGGAGAGUGGACUCCUUUUGGAUGUUGUAGUCAGACAAGGUGCGACCGUCCUCAAGUUGCUUGCCGGCGAAAAUCAAGCGUUGUUGGUCGGGAGGGAUGCCCUCCUUGUCCUGGAUUUUGCUCUUGACAUUGUCAAUGGUGUCGGAGGACUCAACCUCAAGGGUGAUGGUCUUUCCCGUAAGAGUCUUGACGAAAAUCUGCAUCGUGGUUGGGCAAAGCAGAGUUGUUCAACGCACUCUCGUCGUUACCCAACACAAACCAAAAAAGCAGUCACAGUUUGUUUCCGUGACGCGCGUCUAAAUUCAAAACACUACGCGAAAGUAAACAUACACCAGAAGCAGAAGGGGAGCAAGAGAAUGAAGGUUGAGAGCACUGUACUGCUACAUAGUAACAAGUUCAACUACAGAACUUCGCCAGAACGGUCUUUGCGGUAAACAUUUAGUUUCGUAGUAAGGAUAGUCUGUAAAGGAUCAGAGACGAUUGGUUGACGAUUAUAUGAGAAAGGAGGCCAUCGCAGUAUUUUGUUUUGUCGACGAUACUCGCAACUUAGUAAUGAAACAGUCGCAUUCAGAAAACACAAUCAAGACAGUUUACAUAGAUAAUCAUUCUCACAAAUACACACCUUCUACGUGCUUGACUACUCAGCAGCAGCGACGAUUGGCGACUUUUCACAAGUCCGAUGCAAUUUAUUUAUGAACGAUUUAAUUUACACUUACUUAUUCGCCAAAAGUCAAACGAGUGCAUUGAACUCAAAACUCUGCUAAUGUUGUUUUCCUCUUGCAAUUCUGUGUUGGAUUCAACACUCAUCAAAUAGGAAAACUGAAAACUGAUUCCCCAUUUAGUUGAUGAUGGACGCUCUAAACCCAAACAGAAAACGAAAUCAAGGAACAUUCAUUUACAAUUUAUGUACAGUUAAAAUGUACGAUUGACCAUUUUUGACUUAUUGAGUCCGCGUGUGAGAUGUAUAUUGCAGUGAUAGUUAUCGGAGCGAUUCCAGUUGUAAUACGAACUUGAUUACUUUAGAAGCGGGACGCAGGACUCCCGCCCAUUCUAAUGAAAAGAAGCGUGUUACGAACGUGGCCGAGGAAGAAGAAUUAUGAAAGCGUUGUAGGAAAACUGGUAUCCAAUGAUUGACACAUUGGGAUAAGGA